This is a messenger RNA of Hyla sarda, 1481 nucleotides long. It is a transcript of the gene CWC25, whose product is annotated as CWC25 spliceosome associated protein homolog. Lineage: Eukaryota; Metazoa; Chordata; Amphibia; Anura; Hylidae. Gene Ontology annotation, biological process: mRNA splicing, via spliceosome. The transcript is spliced from 10 exons. Gene Ontology annotation, cellular component: U2-type spliceosomal complex. The record is from RefSeq and is a predicted model, not a curated record. The coding region runs from base 105 to 1262 and encodes 385 amino acids.
CUCAGCUGUUUGACGUCACUUGUGUUCCUGCAACAGGAAUUACCUGCCUUCCCCGGAGUAAAGUGAAGGGUUAAGACCGGGAGAGGACCGGCGGGGGCUCAGACAUGGGAGGCGGAGACCUGAAUCUGAAGAAGAGCUGGCAUCCACAGACCCUGCGCAAUGUGGAAAAAGUGUGGAAAGCCGAGCAAAGGCAUGAGGCGGAACAGAAGAAAAUCGAGGAGCUUCAGCGGGAGCUGCGGGAGGAGCGGGCGCGGGAGGAAAUGCAGCGAUACGCAGAGGAUACGGGAGCUGUGAAAAAAAAAGAUGAUAAGUUGGAUUGGAUGUACCAAGGGCCUGGUGGGAUGUUGAACAGGGAUGAAUACCUUCUUGGACGGCCAGUGGAUAAGUUCAUCCUUGAUAAAAUGCAAGAUCCGGAAUCUGGUCCUUCUACCGAGACUGGACUUCUCCCAGGGUCAAUAUUCAGUUCUUCUGGAGCCGCAUCAUCCUUGGAUAUUGCUAAUAAGAUCCGUGAAGAUCCGCUCUUCAUGAUUAGGAAACGAGAGGAUGAGAAAAGAAGAGAAGUUCUGAAGAACCCUGUAAAAAUGAAGAAGAUCAGAGAACUGCUCCAAAGUAGCCUGGAUAAAAAGAGCAAGAAGAAGAAGAAGGAAAAAAAGAAGAGGAAGAAGGAGCGACGGUCAAGUUCAAGCAGCAGCAGUGAAGAGAGUGACAGCGAUCAGGACGACAGAAGCAGGGCUCCCAAACACCGACAACAUUCCCCGUCACCUCCACUUCAUCAGAGGGCAUCAGGCUAUGGACUACAGAUCCGUGAUUCCAGUAAAAGUAAUAAAAGGGACGUACCAGCAGAACAGGACAGACACAGAGGUCGCUCAAGAAGUCCUCAUCACGACAGAGUGCAGGAAAAAUCUAGGACCGAUCGGAAAUAUAGGCGGAGUCCUUCCCCAAAGAAAGAAGAAAAGUAUAGAAGACAGAGAGUAUCUGGCUAUACAAAGAAGCUCUCCGCUGAAGAGCUAGAGAAACGCCGGUUGGAGAUGAUGGAAGACGCUCGGCAAAGGGAGAGAGAGCGUGAAAGUAAUGUACGCAGGUACAAACAAGAGGAGGAGAAUGAGGAAAAGAAGGUCCAUCACAAAAAAGACAGCAAGUUCAUACAUCAGAUGAAGCUGGAGAGCGCAGCCUCCUCCUCGCUGGAGGACAGGGUGAAGCGCAAUAUUCAUGGAAUCCAGCGGACCACCGCUUCUCUUGAGAAGAAUUUCAUGAAAAGAUGAAAACUUUGACAGUCUGCCACCUCUGCUAUAAUUAGUAUUUUUUUAUUUAACAAUCUUCCUUCAGUUUUUUUAUAUGUACAGUGUUCUAUUUUACCAUUGACUAUCGCAAUGUCCUCAUCAUUGUUUUACUGUAUUUGUAUGAAAUGUUUGAGUAUAUUAUAAAUGUCUUCUAUAUUAAACUGUCCUUUUCCAUCACUUGUGACCCAUUCAACAAUUACU